AUGGCCCCGAGGUCCAAAAAGAAGGCGCCUAACGGUUGCACGCACGCCCGGCUCGGUCUUCUGCAAACAGUGCCGGUACCGGCGAGCCCGCGAGGUGUCUGGGACCCCCCUCCCCCGCCCCCACCCCCACCCCCUUCCUCAGAGUCUAACAAUUCGUCCUCCCAAACCAUUCAAAAACGACCUGGUCCUGGCGGCCGGCCCCUCCGCCCGCCUCUCGUUGCUCUGCUCCUUCCCUCCCCGCCGCCCUCAGCUUGCCAGCGCGGGGCGAUUUCCUUCCGCAUCCGAGCGCUCGGGCCGCGCCCCCGCACCCGAGCACAGGCCGGAGGGGACAGGCCAGGCGGUGCCAGUCCCUCCAGGAGUGACUGUGACAGCAGCAGCAGCAGCAGCAACAGCAGCAGCUUCUACGCAGUGGGUGAUACCUCAUCUCGCCCCAAUACAUGCCUAAUCAUGUUCUUUGGGACCCUGUUGAAAAAGCUGAUCAAUGGAAGAAAAAGACCUGGAAGAAGAAGAGGAGAAAAAAAUGAGAGCGAACAGAGUAAAUAUAAGGAGGAGAGCAAGAGAGGCAAUGCAGAAUGUGGAGACAAGGGUGGAAGGGUGCUGAAGCAAGAGAGCAAGACUAAUAGAGAAAAAGAGAGAAUGAGGCUUGAUAUUGUCAACAAAAUUAAAAUGCCUGUUUGCUCAGAUCUUCCCUACCAGAAUCAAAGCUUCGACAGCAUUCUUGAAACCUUUCUAACUUCUUUCUUGUUAUGGCAAAUUACUCAAACUUCAGAUACUAUUGAAUCUCUUCAAGAGGAAGUAGCACUGCUCGCAGGCAGAAAAUUCUGUUUUUCUCAUUGA
Molecule: messenger RNA, 837 nt
Organism: Talpa occidentalis (Iberian mole)
Lineage: Eukaryota; Metazoa; Chordata; Mammalia; Eulipotyphla; Talpidae
Exons: 5
Coding region: 1-837 (278 amino acids)
Source: RefSeq, a predicted model, not a curated record